Messenger RNA from Pimephales promelas (fathead minnow), 6140 nucleotides. It is a transcript of the gene ranbp10, whose product is annotated as RAN binding protein 10. NCBI's taxonomy places the organism in Eukaryota, Metazoa, Chordata, Actinopteri, Cypriniformes, Leuciscidae. Gene Ontology annotation, molecular function: protein binding. The record is from RefSeq and is a predicted model, not a curated record.
UGCUCUUUCGCUGCUAGUUGUUGCAUCCUUGAUCGAGAUCUUUGCGUGCAUCCCUGAAGGUAAUUACUCUUCAGUCCAGUUUACUGGAAAGGUUUUUGAUUUAACUGCUCUGCUGUAAACUUUUAACUUGAUACGCUCUGAACGAGACCAAGUUACUUUUUCAUCUAUUGCUUGAACUGUGUACUAGGUAUUUGAUUCUUGUAAUUUUUUUUUUUAUUAUUAAUGCAAUGUUAAUAAACAGAACAAGACAAGACAUACAAGCAGUAAACAAACUAUCAAAACAAAGAGACAUUAUGAUAUCAAAUACAUUAAGAGAGGAGAUAUGAAAAGAAAUAACAUUAUUUUACAUUAGUCUUAAAGAAAAAAAGAGAAGGAAAGAGAGAUGAGGGCAUACAAGAAAAAAUAAAACAUUAAGGAAGAAUAUUAAACAUGCUACAAAUUCUAGAUGUUUUCAUUGCUUUCUUAUUGAGAGAUGUUGAAAUUGUAUUUAAAUACAUCUUCAAUUCUUCUUUGAAAAAGCUAUACAAGACUGCCCUGUUAAGUUUGGAUACACUGAAGUAUCAUAAUCUGUAACCUUUUAUUAUUUUGCUACAAAUACUAAUUAUUGUGUAACCAGUAUUUUGAUCGUUUGUAUAAAUACAUUUUCAUUUUAUAAAGACGGAAGUGUUUUAUUUUUUACUUCAGUGUACAUGAAACAGUUCUAUAAGCAGUAGCUAGUCAGAGCAUUAGAAUCAUUCUUGCGAGAUCAAGAAGUCAUCAGGACCCCACGGAAUCUUCUCCUAGGAGGGUGAGUAUGAAUUGAAUUGAUGGUUCUUGGGAAUAAGUUAUUGUUUCACAUGAGUGUAGGGAUACACCUAGAUUUACUGGUAUAGGUUAAAUGGGCUAUGAAGGAUAGUUAUACAAAAAUUCUGACCUGACAGCAAAAGGCCACCUGGCCACUUCGAUACCAGGGGCUCUUCAGGAGUUGAGGUAAUACCAGAUCUCACCACAAUAUACAACUUAUUUGAAACGUAUAGAUGUAUUUUAAACAAAUAUAUUGAUGUGAAAACAUGUUAUUGGUCAUUUAAGUUACUGAUUUAAUAGCUUUUUUCCAUUUAACUACGGACUUGUUUGUUUUGUAGGCAACUCUAGUUCAGUGAACUAAGCAACUUUAACGAUUCUAAAAUCUCCUUAUAUCUUGCCUUUCAGAGUGUAACGGUGGCAGCUGUAGUUCUUUCAGUGACAUUUGGACGAAUAGCUUUAUAUUAUUCCACAGUAGAUUCAUCAGCGUACAUCCAACUGAAACUUCAGCGGCAUGGCAUUUGUUGUUGUUUGACAGGUGGUUGCCAUGAUACCGCAGGACCCUUGAAAAGACCUUCCAUGAAUAGCUGUUCAACGGCAUGCCUUUAUGAAAACCAACUCGCCUUGUCGUCUAAAACAUCAUAUGGGUUGCAUUAAAUUCACGUGUGUAUGUUCAAAUAAAUCACGUUUUUUGUUUAAUAUUUUAAACGUUAGAUUGCUCUGUUAUGAUUUAACAAUUGUCUUUUCCCCUCUUGGCAGUUAACGCUAGGGCUACUGAAUUGCACCACCGAGUGUCUUGUUUUUCUAAAACAAGCGUCUCUUUUUUACUCAACUUGUUGAACAAAAUGUCUUGAUCAUUGACCGUAGGGUUAGAAGUGACCUUGCUUUUGAAUAUACGAACGUGCUUUUAACUGUAAACAUGUCAUAAACUUAGUAUUUUCAAUGAAAAAACAACAACAUUAUUCUUUAAAUCAUAAUUAUGAUAAUUCUUUAAAACUAAAAACUAAUGUAAUGCAUAUGUUUGAGCCAUGAUGAACAAAGUUUAAACGAGUUUCAGUUAUUAAAUAAUAUAUCAAUGUGUUUUUAUGUCAGGCGAUACAGCCAAAUAUGGAUAUAGUUGUACCACCUGACAGGGAAAAUGUACCAACCCUACCCAGACUUGAAAUGAGCAGUGUUUACCAGUAUUUGAGAGAUCUACAAACCUUUUCACUCUGCCACAAGGAUCAGUUGGACUCCUUUGGAUGAUGCAUUAUAAUAUUUAUUAUCAUUAGCUUGUCAAUUCAUAAUAAAAUAGUUUGCAGUUGUGCCACUCUGACAUUUGAGAAUAUACAAAUUGUUGGACAAAAGUUAUUCAAUUAUCUCAACAUCUUUAAAACUACUGAUAUUUAUAAAACGUGUUUAUAUGGAUUAAAACCUAAAAUGAUGCCAUAUUUAGUUUUUAACUUUGUAUUAUUAGGACACCAUUUUAAAUAGUUAUUUUUGUUAAUUUGUUCACCACCUUGAAGUUUUGGGGGUAACUUUAAGAUAGGAAAACACACAAUAAUAUGUAUUAUUUACAUGUACUAAAAAGGAAUUCAAACUAAAUUGGUUUUAAAGAGUAACGUGAUAUAUGUCAUUAAUUUGUCAAAUUAUUUUAAAAGACAAUAAAGUACUUGGACAAAAAAUAUGCACACCAUGUUAUGAACCCUAACACAGAAAACAAUCAGUACACUUAAAAUAAGUCAAGUCAAUAAGGUAAAACUACUGCUUCACAGACCAAGAGUUUGGGACAAGGAUUACAUGAAGUCUGUUACAUAAAUAGCUGAAAGUGAGAGAAUGAUAUGCCCGAGUCUAGUAGUGGGAUGAAUUUAUCACCACACAUUUUAAUAAAUGACAAACCACCGAGUCACUGAUUCGAGAUUGUUUCAUUUCGAAAUUGUUUACUUUCAUACAAAUCAAGUAGCCACAUACAUAAAAACUACAAAUCCUAGCCUGCGUUUUACAGCCCCAGUUGAAUUAGGUAUGGGUCAUGUAGUUGACGGCACUUCCCUCAUGUCAGCCGCGUGCACUGCGCAGGCUUUGUGUUCGACUACAGUACCCACACGUCACUGUCGAGAGCGAGCGAGCGAGCCGCUGUUAUCCGGGGAAAUCUCUCUCUCCCCGCUGCUGUGUGUGUGUGUGUGUUUCUCCUUAGUCUAGCGCUGUCUCCUUUUUAGCGGAUUGGCACAACAGGGUAGGAUUACUAGAAGGAAUACAAAAACAUAAGCAAAAAAUGGCAGAGCUUGGAGUGGGGAGCCUGCUAACAGGAGAUCCUGCUUUUAAUUAUCAAGAGCAUGAGCUAAGCGAGCGUUUGAAGCGACUGUACCCGGCCGUGAAUGAGGAAGAGAACCCCUUACCCCGAUCUUGGAGCCCCAAGGAUAAGUACAGCUACAUCGGGCUCUCACAGAAUAAUCUGCGGGUGCAUUACAAAGGCCACGGAAAAAACCACAAGGAUGCAGCGUCGGUUCGGGCCACCCAUCCCAUCCCCGCUGCUUGUGGCAUCUACUACUUCGAGGUGAAGAUCGUAAGCAAAGGAAGAGAUGGGUACAUGGGAAUUGGACUGUCUGCCCAGGGGGUAAACAUGAACAGACUGCCUGGUUGGGACAAGCACUCCUAUGGUUAUCAUGGGGACGACGGACACUCCUUUUGUUCCUCAGGGACUGGUCAACCUUAUGGCCCGACCUUCACAACGGGUGACGUCAUUGGCUGCUGCGUUAACCUCAUCAAUAACACAUGCUUUUACACCAAGAACGGACACAGUUUAGGUGUGGCUUUCACAGAUCUGCCACCUAACCUGUACCCCACAGUAGGGCUGCAGACUCCAGGGGAGAUAGUAGAUGCUAAUUUUGGCCAACAGCCUUUUGUGUUUGACAUUGAGGACUACAUGAGCGAAUGGAGGGCCAAGAUCCACAGCAUGAUCGCCCGCUUCCCCAUCGGAGAAAGACUGGGAGACUGGCAGGCGGUUCUGCAGAAUAUGGUGUCCAGCUACCUGGUGCAUCAUGGGUAUUGUGCCACAGCAAUGGCCUUUGCCAGAACCACAGAGACCAUGAUCCAAGAGGACCAAACCUCAAUAAAAAACAGACAGAGAAUACAGAAACUGGUAUUGGCAGGACGUGUUGGAGAAGCCAUUGACGCAACACAGCAGUUGUACCCCGGACUCCUAGAACACAACCCCAAUUUACUCUUCAUGUUGAAGUGUCGGCAGUUUGUAGAGAUGGUGAAUGGUACGGAUAGUGAGGUACGGUGCUUUAGUGUCCGCUCUCCUAAAUCACAGGACAGCUAUCCCGGCUCCCCCAACAUGAGCCCCCGGCACGGAGCCACCAACGCUCACUUGCACAGCACAGGAGCAGACAGUCCCACAUGCAGUAACGGGGUCACCCCACCUAACAAAAAUAAGAGCCACAACAAAUACACAGGCGUAAGCUCCGCCUCCUCUUCUCCAUCCUCUUCUCCCUCCUCUGUCAAUUACUCCGAGUCCAACUCUACCGACUCCACCAAGUCCCAGCCACACAGUGCCACCAGCAACCAGGAGACUAGUGAUAGUGAGAUGGAGAUUGAGGCAGAACAUUACAGCAAUGGCGUGACAGAAAGCUCAACUCGCAUUAUGAAUGGCACGUACAAGCACCAGGAAAUCCUACAGGCUGAUGACAGCAGUGUUGGCAAUGGAGUAGCAGAUGACAGCUGCAGCUCCAGACAGCUGUGUGGAGGAAACCAGGCGGCCACAGAGAGAAUGAUCCAGUUCGGCAGAGAGCUUCAGGCCCUCAGCGAGCAGCUCUGCCGACAGUACGGCAAGAACGCCACUCACAAAAAGAUGCUGCAGGAUGCAUUCAGUCUUCUGGCGUACUCGGACCCCUGGAACUGCCCCGUGGGCCAGCAGUUGGACCCCAUGCAAAGAGAGGCGAUCUGCUCUGCUCUCAACAGCGCUAUUCUGGAGUCUCAGAAUCUGCCCAAGCAGCCUCCUCUCAUGCUGGCUCUUGGUCAGGCCACCGAGUGCGUGCAGCUGAUGGCCAGGGUUCGCUCCGGUUCCUGCUCCUUCGCCAGAGUCGACAACUUUUUGCACUAGCACUAGUCCAGGUGAGAGCACCAAGGCAAUGUUCAGGACGGCUACAAAUAGGACUUUCCAGUCGUUUGCCAUGACGAGAACAUGCGUUUGAAUUGGUGUGUCGCUUGCCGUUUGCCAGAAGCAGCCGAAGCAGAAUGAAUAGAAACAUGAGAAGAGAGGCUUCUUUUUAAAUUAGUAUUAUCAAAUACAAAUUGUGUGACACUAUUUAAAGAUAAUUAAUUAUUCUGUUUAUCUAGUCAUUUUUAUUUUAGUUCAUAUUUUGUCCGUUUGUUGUGCUCAUUUUGAAACGAAUCAACUUCCCAACCUUUGUUUUUUUUUUUUUUUUUUUUUUCAUGGGUGAAUUUAGUGCAUAGUAUUUCAAGCGUACCAUAUCAACAAUAUACAUAAUGGUAAGUUCCUACUGAAAAUUUGAGCUACGCACUCUGGUUUUUCUCAGUCAGAGCUCAGGUAUUUCGACAAAUGUUCUUUUAUUUGCUUCACCAGACCAUACUGUGGAUUUUAAAGCAGGUCCUUUUUCUAUGUACAAGCAAAUUCUACAGAUUAUUUUUAUUAUUAUUUGGUCAACCUAAGCUGCCCCUUUAGGAAUUAGAUGAACGUCGUAGUUGUGCAUACAGAAGUUUGGCGACCUUCCGAUGUUUUCAUUGGAGUAAGUGUGUGAUUUGAGGGUGAGAUAAUGCAUGGCUCAUAUAGUGUCUCACCUUUUAAGCUACUUUAGCAUCUCAGGCACCAGCACAAGUUUCACUAGACACAAUCACACAGUGACGACGCAGACUUGCCUUUGGGUCCAAUGUAGAUGAAUUAUAUUUUCAAUCAUAGCCCUAAAUGGAUCUAUUUUACCGAUAUUUUACCAUCUUUAUAGCUGUGGGUUUCAUGCAAAUGUCAACCUUCACUUUUUUUUAAGUUAGGUAUAUUGUGGUUUUCCAACUUUUAUGGCUGUACCAAAUAAAAAGGCAGUUUUUGACAAAAGAAAUUUAAGGUUAGUUUGAUUACUGAGAAGCUCACAGACUAACUUCAUAUACCAAGUCUGUACAUUUUAUGCCCAUGUGAAUAGUGUCACUGUGUCGAUAGUUCUCCUGUUAGAUUAAUAACUAUACAGACUGACACCGUUUCAACUUUUGUUAUUGGUUGUUUCAUUGGCUGUUGAGUACCGUUGUUCAAGUUUUGUUACCAUUGGAUGCACUGUACUUGGAUUAAUGCACAUGACGCAUUACUGUAUCCGUCUACCUCUCCUGUUCAUUAAUGGAGGGACAGAGUAUGAACUUGCAGCAUGCAAGACAAU